This is a messenger RNA of Scheffersomyces coipomensis, 462 nucleotides long. RefSeq lists its product as uncharacterized. Gene Ontology annotation, biological process: protein transport; vesicle-mediated transport. Gene Ontology annotation, molecular function: clathrin-cargo adaptor activity. Gene Ontology annotation, cellular component: AP-1 adaptor complex; intracellular membrane-bounded organelle. The record is from RefSeq and is a predicted model, not a curated record. Bases 1 to 462 code for a protein of 153 amino acids. The transcript has a single exon. Lineage: Eukaryota; Fungi; Ascomycota; Pichiomycetes; Serinales; Debaryomycetaceae.
AUGGCUAUACAGUUUUUAUACCUUUUAUCAAGACAAGGGAAAGUAAGACUAUCGAAAUGGUAUCAAACCAAUUCACAAAAGGAAAAAGCCAAGAUAACUCGAGAAUUAUCAACGUUAAUAUUAAGUAGAAGACCUAAGAUGUGUAAUGUGAUUGAAUAUAGAGAUAUCAAGAUCAUAUAUAAACGAUAUGCAUCUUUGUUUUUCAUAAUUGGGAUUGAUAGUGAGGAUAAUGAAUUGAUUGGAUUAGAGAUUAUUCAUCGAUUUGUUGAACAAAUGGAUCGAUUCUUUGGAAAUGUAUGUGAAUUAGAUAUUAUCUUUGGGUUUGAAAAGGCUUAUCAUAUUUUAGAUGAAUUAUUGAUUGAUGGUUAUAUUCAAGAAAGUUCUAAGAAGGAGAUUUUAAGAAGAAUUGGUCAACAAGAUGAAUUAGAGAAUUUAGAUGAAUUUGAUAAUAUAUUAAGCUAG